CAUAAUUGAUGCUAAUUGACCAAAUUGUACCAGCAUGCUGAAAUCCGUCGUAGUGGUUGUAGCACUGGUUAGCGUCGUUUGGGGCGCUCCUCAGUCCGACUCACUAGAUUUGGACGUGGACACCAGAAUCGUCGGUGGAGAAGCUACGAGCAUCGAAAACCACCCUUACAUGGUCUCUGUCCAACGAAACGACCGACACCACUGCGGCGGUUCCAUCAUAGCCUCAACCUGGGUCGUCUCUGCAGCCCAUUGCUUCCUCCGCGAGGUUGAGGCCUAUUCGAUCCGCGCUGGUUCCUCCUGGCGCAAUGAGGGGGGCCAAGUCAUCCCUGCGCGUAAGAUUAUCCUCCAUGAACUCUACUUAAGACAAACCCUCGACUACGACAUCGCUCUAGUACAGUUGGUCAAACCCAUCACCAUCCGCGGGGCUCGCGCCAUCACCUUGCCGCCUCCAGACAAUAACCCUCCAAUACCUGGAUCCAUGGGCGUCGUCACCGGUUGGGGCCUUCUCUGGUCGGGUGGACCGCUGGCUGACAGGCUCAAGAUCGUCAGUGUGCCUGUUGUGACCAUGGAAAUCUGCAGGAGCCGGUACGGGCAAACCGUCAUAACCGAGAGGAAGUUUUGCGCUGGGUACUGGCUAGUAGGAGGCAAAGACUCCUGUACCAGUGAUUCCGGAGGACCGUUGGUCAUCGAUGGGGUCCUUACUGGUAUUGUUUCUUGGGGUCCGGCAACUUGCGCACUACCUGACGGGCCUGGGGUAUACGCCAGCGUGCCCAGCCUCAGGAAUUGGAUUAAGAGGAAUAGUGGUAUUUAAAUUAACUGUACAUUUGAGUAGAUUACAUUAGGAAUAAAUAUUGAAUCAUC
Messenger RNA from Anoplophora glabripennis (Asian longhorned beetle), 861 nucleotides. Its product is annotated as trypsin-like. Gene Ontology annotation, molecular function: serine-type endopeptidase activity. The record is from RefSeq and is a predicted model, not a curated record. Bases 35 to 811 code for a protein of 258 amino acids. Gene Ontology annotation, biological process: proteolysis. NCBI's taxonomy places the organism in Eukaryota, Metazoa, Arthropoda, Insecta, Coleoptera, Cerambycidae. The transcript has 2 exons.